This is a messenger RNA of Sarcophilus harrisii (Tasmanian devil), 3324 nucleotides long. RefSeq names its product transglutaminase 5 (gene TGM5). Lineage: Eukaryota; Metazoa; Chordata; Mammalia; Dasyuromorphia; Dasyuridae. The coding region runs from base 179 to 2317 and encodes 712 amino acids. Gene Ontology annotation, biological process: peptide cross-linking. Gene Ontology annotation, molecular function: protein-glutamine gamma-glutamyltransferase activity. The transcript is spliced from 13 exons. The record is from RefSeq and is a predicted model, not a curated record.
AAAACCAGUUGUGAUCUGCCCUGUAAACAGGAGGAAGCCUCCCUGAGAGCCCCACCUCCAGCACCUUCUAGAGCUGAUUGAAUGGAAGGGGAGGUCAAAAUUCCAGACACAGGUUCCCUGAAGCUCCAGUUCAUCCAGCUGUUGUGCAGGCAACAGAACAGAGAGAAAGGCAUCAGCCAUGGCAGAAGGGCUGGAGGUUUCUGUCUCUGAUUUCCAGUACUUUCAGAACAAUGUGCAGCACCACACAGAGGAGAUCAGCUUCCAACGGCUCAUUGUGCGUCGGGGCCAGCCCUUCUCCAUCACCCUGUACUUUAAGAGCAGGGGAUUCCAGUCCGACAUGGACAAAAUCAUCUUCAUCACAGAGACUGGUCCAAAGCCUGACCUCUCCAUGGGCACCCGAGCCAUAUUCUCCAUAGAAGAGCCAAGCUUCAAGAGCCCUUGGAUCGCAGUGGUCAAAUCUAAUGGGGCCAACUUCUUGGAAGUCAGCCUGUGUGCUCCACCCAUGGCAGCGAUUGGGCAAUACUAUCUGAAAGUUCACAUCGAUUCCUUCCAAGGACCAGUCUCAGCUUAUCACCUUGGAGAGUUCAUCCUUCUCUUCAAUCCUUGGUGUCCAGCUGAUGAAGUCUAUAUGGAAAGUGAGCCUCAGAGACAGGAAUACAUCAUGAAUGAUCAUGGCUUCAUCUACCAGGGUAACAAGAACUGGAUCCGUCCGUGUCCAUGGAACUAUGGACAGUUUGAGGAAGAUAUCAUAGAUAUUUGCCUGAAGCUAUUAGACAAGAGUUUGAAUUUUCAAGUUGAUCCAGCCAUGGACUGUGCACUGCGGGGGAGCUCCGUAUACAUCAGCAGAGUCGUCAGUGCCAUGAUCAACAGCAAUGAUGACAAUGGUGUUCUCAAUGGGAAAUGGAGUGAGGGCUACUCUGAUGGAAUUAGCCCUUCUGAAUGGAAUGGUAGUGUAGCCAUCUUGAAGCAAUGGUAUGCCACAGCAGGCCAGCCUGUGAAAUAUGGACAGUGCUGGGUCUUUGCAGCUGUUAUGUGUACAGUGAUGAGAUGUCUGGGGAUCCCCACUCGUGUUAUUACCAAUUUUGAUUCCGGGCAUGACACAGAUGGAAAUUUGAUAAUUGAUGCGUAUUAUGACCACACUGGCAGGAUCCUGGAGAAUAAGAAGAAGGACAGUGUAUGGAAUUUUCAUGUGUGGAAUGAAUGUUGGAUGGCACGGAAAGAUCUUCCCCCAGAAUAUGGAGGCUGGCAGUUGCUGGAUGCUACUCCUCAAGAGACAAGCAAUGGUGUCUACUGCUGUGGUCCUGCCUCAGUCAAAGCCAUCAAGGAAGGGGAGGUGGAGCUGAACUACGACACCGCUUUUGCCUUCUCCAUGGUGAACGCUGACUGCGUGUCCUGGCUCGUUUAUGGGGGGAAGGAGCAGAGACUUCACCGAGAUACCAAUCUGGUGGGCAACCUUAUCAGUACCAAGAGCAUCCAGAGCGACGAGAGGGACGACGUAACUGAGAACUACAAGUACCAAGAAGGUUCACCCCUGGAGCGAAAGGUGUUUCUGAAGGCUCUUCAGAAAGUUCAGUAUAGAGGACUUCCAGGGAAUCCUGAAGGACAUUUCCAGCCUCUACCAGAAACAGAAGUGGGAAACCCAGACUUGAUUUCUUCCACUGGGUCAAAGGAAGUGAGCCUGAAAUUCAAGCUGGUUGAGCCUGCCUACAUGGGCCUAGACAUAAAUCUUGUUCUACAGACCAUCAACUUGGUUCUAAAAUUCAAGGAGCUUAAGGUGAACCUGAGUGCCCAGUCCAUCCUCCAUGAAGGCAAUCCCCUGCCUGUGUUCUGGCAAGACACAGCAUUCAUCACUCUAAUGCCUGGUGAAGCAAAGACGUAUCCCUGCAUAAUCCCCUAUUCCAAGUACAGCCAGUUUCUGUCACCAGACAAAAUUAUCCGGAUCAGCGCCCUGGGAGAAGAGAAGAACAGUUUAAAGAAGCUCUUGGUUGACAAGAUCAUCACCUUGGAACUCCCGAGCAUCUUGAUUACUGUUCUGGGAGAAGCCAUUGUGGGCCAGACACUUACCAUACAAGUGAUAUUUGAAAAUCCUCUCUUGGAGGAGGUAGGGGAUUGCGAGCUGACUGUGGAAGGCAGUGGCCUGUUCAAGAAACAGCAGAAGAUCAUUCUUGGAAACCUCAAGCCCCAAAGUAAAGCCAGCAUCACUAUUAAAACUGUUCCUUUCAAGAGCGGCCAGCGGCAGAUCCAAGCCAAUCUGAAGAGCGACAAGUUUAAGGAUAUCAAAGGAUACAGCAACGUGAAUGUUGCCCCUGCAUCAUAAAGCCACUGUAGUGGAGCUGUCCAUCUCAGGAUGCUGCUGAAUUUCAAUAACUGACCUCUAGCUUUCCCUAACAGAUACUCGGGAUUCUUCCAAGCAGCCAGAGGGAGAUUCAGACUCUGGAUACCUUACUUUUAUACCAUUUGCACUCUCAUCAAAAGGCUCAAUGCCUAUGUAACAAACCAUCCAAGUGGGUGCUGAAGAACAGGAACAGACGUGGGGGAAGGAAAACCAGCUGGGACUUCAUUGUGAUUCAGUUCCCUGGUGGCCAGGUAGAAAUAAAAGGACCUGAGCAGCUUUGCCUUUUGUAAUUGACACUCCCCUGCCAAUAAAUCUUACUAUUAUUGUGUAUAUUCUUUUUUUUUUCUUUUGCAAGGCAAUUGGCUUAAAAUGACUUGCCCAGGAUAGCUAGGAUAGCUAGUUAGGUCACAUUUGAACUCAGAUGCUUCUGAUUCCAGAACCAAGGCUCUACCCACUAUUCUAUCUAGCUGCCCAUUUAUAUUCUUUAGUGUUCUCUACCCCGUCCAUUCAUAGUUCUUCUUCUUCCUUUGUAAUUGCUUUCCAGACAGCAUCUUUUAUGCAAAGUGUCCCAAAAGUCUUAGCACAUUAAAAACUUUCCAGGGUUAUCUUCCUGAUUUUCCUCUCUGAACACAAGGUAGAGAUGAUAAAAAAAUUAAGGAAAUGCCACUAAAUUGAAAUAAAAAUGUCAGCCACAAAUUGGUCCUAAGACUUGCCUGGAUUCUUGAGUAGAUGUAGUGAGACACCCAACAGAGGGUGUCUGCAGACUACCCUACUUGGCACUAAUUGGUGAGAGGCAAGCAAAACACAGCAAGACAUUUCUUUCCAGGAGAAAAAAGAAAAAUAGGUGAGAUUGUGAUGUAAAAAAAAAAAUAAGGUUUUGGGAAAGAUGAUGGGAGGAGCAGCCCUUUCCCCCCAUAAAAACAAUGAACAUUUAAAUUAUCAUCUGGCAUUUUGGAAUUAUGCCCAAAGAGUUAUCAAAUUGUGCAUAC